UAGAGUGUACGUCACCUAUAUUUGACAUUCUCGGCUCCUAAGUCCAAAAAUGCCAUCUUCAACAUCCCCACACCCUGACCCUAGUGCCGUCGAGCCACACCCCGAGCGACCAAAGAAUAUGAAUGGCGACGUAGACUAUGUACCUCACCCCGAAAGAUCCAUCUCUAUCUCCCCUGCUCGGGCGGCAAUUCAGAAAAGUAUCAUUGCCCUUUACGGUGGCAGCGCCUCCGAAGAUGACAUGAAGGCCUACGCCGAAAAGGCAAUCUACGACGAUCCGUUCAGUUAUUGCGACACGCGGUACAAGAUAGCUGGCCAGUGGUAUGGUAUCCCGAAACUAUUUGCCAAGUCUGAGACGUUGGCUACGGAGGUCACCUCGUCGACAGAGCACGAGCUUGUGUGGAAGCAGCGACAGAAGUACACUUUUGCUGGUAUUCAUGCGUCUAAAAUUGCAGACAGUCUUAUUAGCCUUAAGCUUGAAGGUAAAGAGCCUAAUGAGAAGGUCGUGUAUCACAAGGAUAUGUGGAAUUCCAAGGACUAUUCUCAUGAAGGGCUCGGUGUGCUCAUCAAGAAGCUGAACGGGGACAAGUUGACAAAUGUCACCAAGCCUCCUGAAUCGGUGUGAAGGCGGAAGCUGAAGCCUAGAAGUUCCAACAAUGAAAAUGCCUAAUGUGCUCAUAAGCACAAAGUCUUAUCAGUGUGUAUAAAAUAGCUGUAUCACCUGCUUAGAUGCAUGGCCUGAGC
Molecule: messenger RNA, 741 nt
Organism: Aspergillus caelatus
Lineage: Eukaryota; Fungi; Ascomycota; Eurotiomycetes; Eurotiales; Aspergillaceae
Exons: 3
Coding region: 50-622 (190 amino acids)
Source: RefSeq, a predicted model, not a curated record